Molecule: messenger RNA, 3129 nt
Organism: Closterium sp. Naga37s-1
Lineage: Eukaryota; Viridiplantae; Streptophyta; Zygnematophyceae; Desmidiales; Closteriaceae
Source: the annotation of a GenBank genome assembly
AUGCGGCGGGCACUUGAGAACGAGUUGAGUGGACUGAGACAGCUUGAUGGGGCACACGGAGGGGCAGCAGGGCGAGCGGGAGACGCUGUGCGAGCGACACGCUUGCCACAGUCCUUUCAGGAGGUGGAGGAGCGGAUGGAGAAUAUUGAGAUGCUGCAGAGGGAUCUCCGUUCUGCACUCCAGAUUGGCCCGACUGAAGCAGAUCAACUCGAUAAGGAAAUCGGAGGAGGCGCAGAGAAAGCAAGAGCGGAGGAAAGUUCAAAAGUGCUUGAGCUGCUAUCGCAUGCGGACAUGGUUCACUACUUGGACGUGACGAGUGGGUGGGAUGAGGACUUGUGCGCGUGCUGCUUUGACCGGGCUGUGAGCCAGCGAGCACGGCGAGCACUCGCCAUGAAGAACCUGGAGGACCUGCGUCGCCACCUGCGCAAGCAGCAGCCUCGUUGCAUCCCCGCAGCCACCCCGGAGCAGCAGCGGCACAACCAGGCCGCUUUUGAGGCGUCUAAAGGGACAGCUCCGCAGGCGCUACAAGAGGGACACAGGAUAUACCCUCAGGCGCAGUUUGGGUCAAAGCCAGAUAGGGCGCCUCGCCUCUGUGCGGAAGCCAUGGUGCUCGAGUGGAUGGCUGAGCCGCGUGUGGGCGUGCUCAUGGACCUGCGGACCAUCAGAUCCCGCCUGCCUGCUAUUCUGCAGAGGGAGAGUGACAGUUUUGCGUCCAUGCUGGUGCAGGUGCUGGGGGUGAAGGAGCGCGCUGAUCUGAAGGAAGGGUUUGGGUUCUUCGUGCAGCAUGUGCUGUCAGGCAGGGUGGAGGAGGCUCAUGCUGAGGGGAGGGGGGGCGCCGGGGGGAUGGCUGCUGAGGAGGGGCAUGAGGAGGGGAGUGGGAGGGGGGAAGCUGAGGCAAAGGCUGCUGAGAAGACGCAUGGAGGGGGGAAGGGCAGAUGCGAGGCAUCACAUGGGAAGGACGAUGGGAGACACGGCGAGGACGAGGCAGGGAGCAAGGUAGCGAUUGACAGGGUUGCUAGCAAGUGCGGGAGGGAUAGCAAGGACUUGAGUUGGAGGGAGCAUCUGAAGGGGCGUGUGUGGGAGAGACCAGAGCACUGGAAGGAUGCAGAGCUGUGCUUCCACGAUGGCAACACUGCGAGCAAGAUGCAGGUCGAGAGUGCAGCCAUUCAGGUGGCCGGGAAGAGGCUGCUGCAGCAGCGCUUGAAGCAGAGAAGAGGGAUGGAUGGAGUAGCAGGAGCAGGUGUACAAAGAGCUUCGCCUGCUCCUGCGACUGCAAGCGCUGAUAUGAAUGCUCGACUCCUGCUUGUCAAUGGGGUCAAGCCUGUCAAUACCAACUCUGUGGUCGCUGCAUUCACCUAUCGGGUUGCUUGCAUUUUGCAGUGGGUCCGAGUCUACGGCUCAGAUUCCACCUCGGAGGAGCAUUGCUUCACUGAGCAAGGCUCUCAUAGCAAUGUCCUGCCCAUGCGCCACCCGCUUCGGGACCUUCCGAGCCUUCUGGUCAGGUUUGGCGCCAUCCCCAGGCCUCUGGAGGGAAGCAACAAUUUGUUGGAGUGGGAGGAGUGGCCUGGGGGCGACGAAGCGGCUGUGAAGUUCCCUGUGAGCCGAAAGGAGAGGUGUUUUGGGCUUGGAAUCGUGGAGUUGCGUGGCGAAGUGGCUAAGAAGCUGACCCAGCACCCUCCUCAGCACACGUGUGAAGCAGGAAAGAGUCGCCGGCGUGCAACGGAAGAAGGAGCCAGGCAGGAAGCUGAAGAGCGCCGAGCGUGUCGAAGCAACGAGCUGAGAGUAGCACUGCCGCCCCCCAGAAGAAAGCUUCCCAUCAUUCGCUGCCAGGCAGAUGUCGAGUUUCUAGUGCAGGUGGCUGGGGCCGUGAUGGACCCUCCUGCAUGCGCGCACUGCAAGCAAUGCUCUGCUGACUUCAUGCAAUACGCGUGCACCGUUGCUCUCAUCGCCAACUUCGCCUACCGCCCCGUGAGCCACCUGUUCUCGCGCGUGCUCUCUGUCUUCCCUCUGUCCUCCCCUGGCCGGGACGAGCUGGUGGACUGCCUGGAGUUCCCUGCUCGCCUGCCCCGCCCGCUGAACCUGCACCUGCUGCUCAGGCGGGCCGAGCAGGUGCCGCUCUACUUCCUCCUGCACAUGGCCAUCUGGUGCGCGCAGCCCCUUCUGCACCGCACUGAGUUCACGGGCUAUGAUGACACCGGGACAGGGCAGGCCGUGGGGUCAGGUGCGAGCAAGGGAGAUGAGAAGAAAGGGGGGAAUGGUGGCAGGGUGGAGGUGCAAGGCCACUGGGACGGUGAGGAGGAUCAGGAGAACGGUGGAGAGGUGUGGGAGGAGGUGCGGAUGUGGUAUUCCGCAGCAAUGGCUGGGUGGAGGUUUAAUGUGGGGGACGAGGGAGAGAGCGAUGAGUGCAGAAAUAGCGGGAAGCGGGCGAGUGUGGAUGAGGACUGCAACAUCAAUUGGAUUCUCAGGCCCUGGCCUGGGGGAGUGAAUCUGGUGGCAUGUCUGCGAGAGAUGCUGCUGGGGGAACCCUGCUACCGCCCUGCCUCCCCUGCUACCCCUCCCACCACUGCCUCCCAUGCUGCCCCUUCCGCACCUCCCGCCCCUUCCACCCCUGCUGCUUCUUCCACGUAUAUUGCUGCAGCCAUGUCUUCUUGUGCUGCCGCCUCUCCCACCCUUGCUGCAACGAGCAUCCGUGCUGCUGCUGCUCUAGGCGUGGAAGGCAGUGAGAGCAGUGCUGUUGUCACACUUGGUUCCGAUCCUGCUGCUAGUGGGGGGCAUAUGUGUGGUGCUGCGGGGUGUGGAAGGGCGGAGGGUGGUGGUGUGAAGCUGAGGAGAUGCAGUGGGUGUGGCAAGGUGGCGUAUUGCAGCAGAGAGUGCCAAAAGGCGCACUGGCCCUCCCACAGGCUCACAUGCCCCGGCAGGACCAGCGGGAAGAACGGUGGGAACGAUGGGGACAGAGAAGGCUGCUAUAGAAUUGGCAAGGCGAGUGGUUGUGAUGGCAGUGGCAGGAUUUGUGAGGAGGGUGGCAGGAUGAAUAGCGAGGUUAGUUCCACAGAGAGGCGCAUGCACAGUGCUGGGCACUGUGAGAGUUGUGAAGAAGGUGGCAAGGGCAAGGGAAGGAAGGAGGAGUGA